Messenger RNA from Notothenia coriiceps (black rockcod), 4465 nucleotides. RefSeq names its product pygopus homolog 2 (Drosophila) (gene pygo2). The transcript is spliced from 3 exons. Bases 959 to 2809 code for a protein of 616 amino acids. The record is from RefSeq and is a predicted model, not a curated record. Lineage: Eukaryota; Metazoa; Chordata; Actinopteri; Perciformes; Nototheniidae.
UGCGCGAUACUCCUGCUUGUCCCUCUUUGUCCGGUGGCGAUAGUAGGCCAUGAUAAUUAUGGCAAAAUUUGCGUUUUUGAAUGAAUUAUAGCUGAAUGGUGGAUCAACAAGCAUACACCGUGUGAGGACUGGUUUGCUGGCAAUGACACACCAGAGAGUUUCAAUUUAAAGGACAGCAGAGCAAGCAACGGAGAAAGGGUACAGUUUGCUUCCAAGACAGUCUGCAAGAUGGCUAGCUAUCUUCAGUGGCAUGCUAACGUUAGCUAGCAAGCUAAUGUUAGCAUAGUAAACACCAGUUUUCAAAACAUGAUCGAUUGCUUUAUCUUUUAAAUGCUGUGAUACGUGGAAUUGAAUGCACCUUUUCCCAAAUGAGUGUUACAAGGGAAAUCACAGUAUUCAAUACAUGUUGCAGUGUUGCCGCUACUGGGUGAAAUCUCAACGCUGCUAGCAAGCCACAUUGAAUAGCGUGGCUAGCUGGUUAGCCAAGGUAGUAACUAGCUUGCGUUAGCUAGCUGGUCGUCUUCUUUGCUACACAUCUGUAAGUGAUCAUUAAGAGAGGGGGGUGCUAUGUAACUUGCUACUACUGGCAGUCAAGCCAGGUAGCAAGCAACAGAUUCACUCAGUGAGAAGUGACUGGCUUGCAAAGAGACCAACUUGUGCUCAAAACGUGAACUAGCUCAGUUUUACCUGACGUUUAUUUGGUGACCAAAUCCCGGCGUGACAGACACCGUGGCGAAAGAUUUGCAGCUGUAAAGGAGUGUGCAGACCUGGGCCGGCGUUUUAAUAUAAUAUUCGUGUUAGUUUCUGAUGUUAUAUUACGCAUUUUGACGUUAUUGACAUGACCUGAAGGCAGUAUCCACCUACUCGGCUCGUAGCCUUCAAGACGUCGUCAUUUUUAACUUUUUUUUUCUUGCAUAUGCACGGUGAUAUGCCACUUCACCGACAGUCAUAUUAGCUAAUGGCUGCCGAAUCGGGGAGACUACUGGCGGGACAAGGAAAACGAAGCAAAGCUUCUCAGAUGAAGAGCCCGGAGAAGAAGAAGGCGAGGAAAUCCACCAACCAGGCGGCAGGGUUCUCCCACCUAACGGAGUUUGCACCCCCUCCUACCCCCAUGGUGGACCACCUGGUUGCGUCCAACCCCUUCGACGAUGACUUUGGGCCCCCAUCUCGACCUAGCGUGGCAGGUGGAACAGGCAGUGCUCCAUUUCUUCCCAGCCCAGGUGGAGGAGGUGGGUAUGGCGGUGGAGGCCGAAUGGGCGUAGGCAUGGGCUUCAUGGGAGGCCCAGGAGGACCAGGCGGAGGCCAACCUGGUCGAAGGCCACCAUUUGGCCCUCCAUCCAACGCUGGACCUCACCACCAGCUAGGCUUUGGAGGAAUGCCGGGCUUUGGAGGGGGCGGGGGAGGAGGAGGUGGAUUCCCCCCUGGUGGCCCUUCUCAGUUCAAUAUGCCACCAAACUUCAGUCCACCAAUGCAUCCUGGGCCAGGAUUCAAUCCCAUGUUAUCUCCAGGGGCUAUGGGAGGUCCCGGAGGAGGUGGGCCUCCCCACCCUCGGUUUGGCAUGCCUCCCCAGCAGCAGCAGCACGGACAGGGUGGACACCCAUUCAACAGCCCACCGUUACCUGGUGGUGGAGGCCCCAGAGGGCCCCCACAUGGCCCCCUGCCUUCCAUGGGAGGAAUGGGUCCUGGAAUGAACAUGAUGGGUGGCAUGAGUGGUGGCCCCGGAGGAAAUAUGGUGGGGGGGUUACCUGGUAUGCCCCCUCAAGGACAAUUCCCCCCCUCACAGGAUGGUCCAUACCCUGGCCCCAGUCCGCCAGGGCCAGGUAACGAGGAUGGAAAGAACUUUGGGGGAGGAGGGCCACCACCUGGGCCUCAGCAGCAACAACAGCAACAUCUUAACCUAAAUCCCAAUGGCCCCCCUCCUAAUAACACCCCUCCUGGCCCUGCUCCUAACUCUGGCCCUCCACAGCAAGGGGGAGGCUUCCCUGGCCACCCUGACGCCCAGCAGCCCAACCCCAACACACCUGGCCAGCCCUCCUCAGCGCCGACACAACCGAACCCCAACUCCUCCCCUACUGGGCCUCUAAAUGGAUCAGGCCAGCCCCAGCAUCAACCCCCCGGUCAGCUACAACCCCCCAGCAACAACAACACCCCCAACUCUAACAACUCUACCCAGCAGCAGCAGCAGCAGCAGCAGCAACAGCAACAGCAACAGCAACAGCAACAGCAGCAGCAGCAGCAGCAACAGCAGCAGCAGCAGCAGCAACAGCAGCAGCAGCAGCAACAACAACAACAACAACAAUCCACCCCACCUCACUCCGGCCCUGGCUCCACCCCUUACAACCAGCAGAACAACACUCCCAGUGCCGGCGGUCCCAUGCCCAAUGCAGCCUCCAAUUCGGGUCAGAACAGCAUGACCAACAACGGAGGCAAUACUCCAGGCAGCAACCCCAAUCCCCCGUCUAAUUCCACCUCAACCCCAAACACCCAGAGUCCCCUGCCCCCCGGCCCUGCUGCCCCCUCGACCGGGCCUGGCUCCGGCCCUGGAAAACUUGGCGGCCCCGGGAUGGUCUUUCCCUGUGGCCUCUGCAUGGCUGAGGUGCAUGACGACCAGGACGCCAUCCUGUGUGAGGCGUCGUGCCAACGCUGGUUCCACCGUGACUGCACAGGCCUGACAGAGCCAGCAUAUGCGCUGCUGACUCGAGAGAGCGCCGCUGUUUGGGCCUGUGACUUCUGCAUCAAGACCAAGGACAUCCAGGCAGUAUUUGUGCGGCAGGGACUAGGCCAGCUGGUUGCAGCUAACGAGAGUUGAGGAGUGGAUGAAAAAGGAGCAGCAUGGAGGUGCUCACAUGACGACAAAUGGAGACAUUCUUUGCUUUGAUCGAACUGAAUGAGCUGUGCGUCAUGUCACCUACUUGCCCAACUUUCUCUGGACUAGCCCUUUACUUGUUCACUACCCAGAGAAACACACUCGAUGACUUUCAUGCUUAUCUGUACCACCUUGAGUGACUCUUGGUAUAUGAUUUGUAGUUUUAUUCCCCCCCUAAAGGAGUCAAAUCACAAUGAAUGUUAAACUAAACAGUACUUCAGACAUCUAGCCUGCCAACCAGCAAAGCACUGACACCAACACACUACCUCACACACUUUGUGACUGACUGGCACGGACGCUCCCGCACUGACUGACUGUGAUUGACUCGCCACACUCAUGCACACAUGAGUAAGAUGCUAUUUCGAACACGUAAACCCACCUUAGACGGAGAAAGUAAUGUUAAAAUAUUCCCUUACUGUGUAUUGACACAAUGACUCAAAGCAUCAGUGGCUUUACAUAAAAAACGACUUGAUGUAUUACAUCUUUAAAUUUGAGGAAAAAAAGAGUGCCUAAAUAAUCUUAAACAGACUUUGGUUUCAUUCAUGAAUUGAUUUUCCAUCAAAAUGCUUUAUCUAGCACUGCCCUUCCACAUUGUGAGCCUUUUUACUGCAAGCAAGUGAGAGAAAAUGGAAGAUAAAAUCAGUAUGUUGCAGCGUAAAACUUGUGUUAAGUAAACCGUAUGUUAUUGGUGAAAAAAUGAAAUGUUAAGUUCUUUUGUCUGUUCCUUCAGACAUGCUUACAAACAGACCUGUACUUCUUGUUUCUAUCAUUUUGUACCCAGUGCUGAUUAACCCAAAGGAGACCCUGACCAAGUUUUCAUCCACACCUCACAAAGGAUUUUACCAUUUGAAAUAGUUGUAAAUAUUGGGAAAAAACAUUUGUCUGGUACUCAGCUCAUCAGUUGUGAACAUGCCACAGAGUUGAGCAAUGAACACAAUUAUUAUUUGAAAUGAUUUGUCUUGGUUGUAUACAGUUUAACAUUUUGGAUUUAAAACAGUACAUUUGGGUCAUCCAUUACUUUUUAUGUCUGCAGUACACAUGAAUUGUGAAAUCAGUGCUUUUCGAUGGUGUUGGCUUUGCAAGUAGUGACAUCAUUUCAUAUCGGAGGUGCAUAGUCCUCUAUAAAAAAAAAAAAGACAAAAAAAGAGUGGGGGGGUGCAUGUGAACCAAUGCAGUAACUGAUCUGUUUAUGUUUAUAUCUGGCCUCUGCGCUGCAAGAGGCCUUGAAGUAGACCAAAUAACUUAAGAGCGAACAAUACCAAUUUUUCAAAUUUCUGUCACGGUAUAAGGUGUUUAUAACUAUUCUUACUUCUCUCUUUCCCUAUUUUUCUUUAUUCAAUGUCCAAGUUGCCUUUCUUUUUCUUGCUCUCAGCUGUUCCUUUUUAUUUUGUGCUGUGCUCUUGCUCUGCUCUGGCGCCUCCUGGUGGACCCCGGAGGAACAGUGGGUCCCACACCAGGUGGGGAAGGGAAAGGUACUGAACUUUGAAGUAAAGACCGAAUUUUUUUGUACUUGUCCAUGUCUGUUUUUAUUCUCAUUCUUUUUUAUUUGUUUGCUAAUUGUUGUAUUAAAAUGAGGGUUGACAAACCCAAUGAAAUUGA